CGAUAAGUUCGACCUCGCUCCCUUCAUUCGCGAUGGGGACGCUGCUCCGAUAACAUGGAGUACGAGGAUGUGGAGUUCUUCCGGAAGAAUCGGCGGAGAGUGAUCCUGGGGACGGUGGGGAGCUUCGUCGUCGGGUUCGCCGUCGCGAUCGUCGCGCUCGCGGUCGUCUUCGCGUACGUCGAGGACGUUGGCACGACCGUCGCGAUCAUCCUCCUGCUCGUCCUGCUCUACACCGUCUCCUACGCGCUCCUCGUCUACGCCAUCUCGGUCGAGGCGGAGAAGGACAGGCGACACAGGUGUCGAGCGAGAGGCUUCGACGCGGACGCAUUCGUCACCCCGAACGUCCCCUACGUAUUCAUAUUUCCGGGAGAAAAAGUUUCCAAAAACCAAUACUACACGAUUUCGAUGCCACGACAGGUCGAGGCGGAACAGAAAUUCCACCGAGCGCUGGUUCACUCAGACGUCCUCGCGCAGGUGAUCGGGAAGACCGUCCCUCACCAACGGCUCCCGAGAAUGGGACAGCUGUGCGUCUUGGUCGUUGGAGUGCCUCGGCGGCAAGAACUCUUGUCCGAGGUCUGGGUCUUCCCUGCAGGUCCGAUCGAGUCCGCGUCGACUUCUCAGUAGGGCAAGUUGCUAUCUCUUCCAAGUGUGCGAGGAUGUUCUCAUGUGAACUCAUGUUAACUCA
This is a messenger RNA of Darwinula stevensoni, 685 nucleotides long. The record is from the annotation of a GenBank genome assembly. NCBI's taxonomy places the organism in Eukaryota, Metazoa, Arthropoda, Ostracoda, Podocopida, Darwinulidae.